UAUGAACACAUUUAUGCAUCAUUAAUAAGUAUGAGUUUUAAUAAUUUAAGUAAAUGGCAGAAUCUAGUACUGCUAAUUUUGUAAGGUUUACACAUUUAAGAGAUUUUAUCUAGCUGGUGGUUUAAUAUUUCCAUAUUGAUGUUGCCUACAAGAUUAAGAGUUCUCUCACUAUUCAGAAUAGAGAAGCUUAAAAAAGCCUAGAACACAUUAUAGAAGAUACGGAAAAAUGAUU
This is a messenger RNA of Paramecium pentaurelia, 232 nucleotides long. The record is from the annotation of a GenBank genome assembly. Lineage: Eukaryota; Ciliophora; Oligohymenophorea; Peniculida; Parameciidae.